AUGGGUAAUGAGACACGCGUAGGCAAAUGGCGGAGGCGGGAACAGACUGGCCGCGAGAAGGGUGCUCUAGGAGGCUUUCAAAUGGGACCGGUUCUAAAACUAGGCUUGCUAGCUGUCGGAUGCUUCCUAGCUGUCGGAUGCGUCGGAUUCAACGGGCAUGCAUCGCCUGGGAGCACGGAGGCGCUCGCGGCUGCUCAAAUCGCUGGAAUAUUUUUGGAACGGGUACUGAAUGCAUUCCCAUUUGGGCCCCAUCGCCUUCUCCGCAGGAAGAAUAUUGAAUUUGACUACGGUGUUGUGUAUGCAGCAAUUGGACCUAGCGCUCUUCAAAAGGCAUCCGUUUCAGUUGCAAGUGUGCGAAGCACUCUAGGCUUGAGCAUUGGCACGUUCCUGGUGACCUCCGGGAGUGGACUGGCGUCUUUGGCACCACAUGCGGAGUCAUUUGGCAGGGCGUUCUGGUGGGACUACGUAGCGUCUUUAGAUGGUUUCGGUAUCAAUUUCACGGCUUUGCCAGAGUUUGAGGCAUUCACAAUUGCUAAGAAGACAUCGCCCUCAGGCUCUGGCAUUGCUUCAACAACUGCGUCCAAUCGCAAGACUGAGAAAGAACGCAAAGUUACGAAGCCUCUUGCAUGGGCAGCAGUACGUCAGCUCCGGAGCGCGAAAAUGGCGGCUUUACUGCUUGCUCUCGAAGUCUUCAAAGUUGCCACGAUUUUCUUGGAUGCCGAUACACUCGUUUGUGACUCACUGCGUUCUGUAUUCGAGGUAGUCGUGCCAUCAGGACCGUGGUUUGCAUUCGCCCCAGCACCUUCAGAGCAUCAUGGUAUGAUACUCCAGCGUAUGUAUGGAAUCAGGAAGGGUGAUGCGCCACCCGAGCCCAACACUGGUGUGGUGGCUAUUUCAACCUGCGAUGGCGCGAGACGCGUGUUGAAGCGGUGGAACGAGAUCUACUGGCACGAGUCUCUUGCUCUCGGAUCUAUUCAAAAUCCGAUGGACCAACCGCCACUCCGAGCUGCGAUCCACCUCGAGAAUGCGUCAUGGACUCCACUCAGCCAAGAUAUCAACUGCCGAGGCCACGUCAAGAACGUAAAUGCGGCAUUGCCUAUGCGGUGCGGUGGUUUCGACGCUGCCCAUUGGGAAGCGCUCGCAAGAGCUUCGAUCCUGGAUGCCGUUGGAACGAUCCAAUUAAGAGGUGCAUCAUUGAGUUCUGCAAAGGACAUCAAGGGUGGAGUCGGAUGUGCCGUUCUUCAUUCCCACGCAGUACCGAGGCACGUGCGGUCGCCUAGCAGCUUCCAACAUAAUGCUCUGGUACUGCUCGAUGACGAUUCAAAACGACACAAAAUAUUUGGCUUUGGUCUUGAGAAAGUAUCAACCGCGCCAACACGGGGGUCUAGAGCCACGAUAAGAUCAAAGAUUGAUGAUGCCGAUGAUACUGCGAAAAUUUCACUCCCGCAACCAAGCGCCGUUGUUGCUAUAUUUCACCUUGAUGUUUCUCCAAGACUCCCCCGAUCGCCUCGCUCCGUGCAGGAUGCGGUGGACUGGCGAGGAGGCAACUGGAGGAACCAGACCGAGCUUGUGGGUUCCAUGGCCAAAGACGCAUGCGCCACGGCGCUGAUGCCCUGCGCUAUCGUGCUCGUGCUCGUGGACCCCCUCGUCCAAGUUGCUGCUGACAAAAGUAUUAUCGAAUCAAAGGACUUCUUCCAGAGAUUUGACACUGGUUGUGACCAAAAUACAAGGUCGCUACAUCACCACACGAACGAAGUCAUGCGCGAAGGUACCACUCUCCUUGAUGGCCUUUUGCCCCUGGCUGCUCGUGAUCUGGCUUUUCUCAACAACCCCAGAGGCGCGCGUGUUGAUCGAUAUGGUCCAGGCAAUGUUGCAGAAAUUGCAGAUGCGAUCUCCAGAUUGGAAACAGAAGCUUUUCUGACACCUCCCAAAAGCUCCUAA
Messenger RNA from Aureococcus anophagefferens, 1941 nucleotides. RefSeq lists its product as hypothetical. The record is from RefSeq and is a predicted model, not a curated record. The transcript is spliced from 2 exons. The coding region runs from base 1 to 1941 and encodes 646 amino acids. NCBI's taxonomy places the organism in Eukaryota, Pelagophyceae, Pelagomonadales, Pelagomonadaceae.